Messenger RNA from Asparagus officinalis (garden asparagus), 1960 nucleotides. RefSeq names its product putative pentatricopeptide repeat-containing protein At3g49142. The transcript has 3 exons. Gene Ontology annotation, biological process: RNA modification. Lineage: Eukaryota; Viridiplantae; Streptophyta; Magnoliopsida; Asparagales; Asparagaceae. Bases 26 to 1441 code for a protein of 471 amino acids. The record is from RefSeq and is a predicted model, not a curated record. Gene Ontology annotation, molecular function: protein binding; zinc ion binding; RNA binding.
UAGAGAUGUUGUGUCGUGGAAUGCGAUGGUGGCGGGGUUUGCGCAGUGUGGGCACGGUGAGGAGGCGGUUGAGAUGUGUAGGGAGAUGGUGGAGAGAGGGAGGGUGAGGCCGGAUGCGGGGACGAUGGCGAGUGUGUUGCCCGCGAUGUCUGGCGCGAGAAUCGAGGAUGUUGGGUUCGUGAGAAAGAUGUUUGAUGAAAUGGGGAGUAGGGAUUUGGUUGCUUGGAAUGCGAUCAUUGCGAUUUAUGCGAAUAAUUCGAUGGCAGCAGAAGCAGUGGAGAUUUUCUCGAGGAUGGAGAAGAUUGGGAUUGAGUCGGAUGCAGUUACGUUUGCGAGUGUUCUUCCUGCUUGUGGGGUUGUCUCAGCUUUGUCGAUUGGGAAGAAGAUACAUGAGUGUAUUAGGAGGAAGAAGAUGUUCCCGAAUCUUUUUUUAGAGAAUGCGCUCAUGGACAUGUAUGCGAAUUGCGGAUGCGUGAAGGAUGCAAGGGAGGUUUUCAAUGGAAUGGAAGGAAGAGAUGUAGUUUCUUGGACUUCCAUCAUCUCAGCUUAUGGAAUGUAUGGGUAUGGAGAAGAAGCAGUUGCCCUCUUCGAAAAGAUGCUGGAAUCCGGGCUCAAACCUGAUCACAUUGCCUUUGUGUCGAUUCUCUCAGCGUGCAGCUACUCUGGUCUUCUUGAACAUGGGAGGCGAUAUUUCAAGUGCAUGACUUUUGAGUAUAAGUUGGUUCCUCGAAUAGAGCACUUUGCUUGCAUGGUUGACUUAUUGGGUCGUGCUGGCUGUGUCCGUGAAGCUUAUGAUUUCAUUAGACAGAUGCCAAUAGAUCCCAACGAGAGAGUUUGGGGUGCUCUUUUAGGUGCUUGUCGUGUUCAUUCUGAUAUGUCUAUUGGGUUGAUUGCUGCAGACAAUUUGUUCAAAUUAGUUCCUGAGCAAUCGGGGUAUUAUGUUCUAUUAUCCAAUAUUUAUGCUCGGGCAGGCAGAUGGGAGGAUGUCACCUCAGUGAGGAAUAUCAUGACAAGUAAAGGCAUCAAGAAAUUGCCCGGUUGUAGCACUGUAGAAAUUGGUAAUAAAGUGCAUACUUUUCAUAUUGGAGAUUGGUCACAUCCACUGUCUAAGAAAAUUUAUGAGGAGCUGGAUAUCUUGAUGGGAAGAAUUAAGGAAGCGGGAUACGUUGCUGAUAUUGAGGCUACUUUACAUGAUGUGGAGGAUGAGGAUAGGGAAAGCCAUCUCUCUGCACAUAGCGAAAAACUUGCUAUUGCUUUUGCAAUGAUAAGUACUGGACCCGAGACACCUAUUAGGAUAACGAUGAACCUUAGAACAUGUGGGGAUUGCCAUCAUGCUGCCAAGCUUAUAUCUAGUAUCAGUAAACGGGAGAUCAUACUCAGAGAUUCAAAUAGGUUUCAUCACUUUAAACAUGGAGUUUGUUCAUGUGGGGAUUACUGGUGAUGUGGCAGGUGCGGAAGUUUUGAAUAUUUGCAUUGGAAUGACUGGUCAGCUGCAUGAGUCUAGCAGAUGUGAAAAACCCAGUUUGGCCUUUUGGUUCACAGAGGGACAUCCAGUGAUAUUUAUUUUUCUUGAGAACAUUGCCAAAAGAAGAACAGGUCAGAAAUUUCCACGAGUGAGAUAAACAACUUCACUAUAGCUUUAAGCAUGGUGGAUGGUCUUUUCAAUCGCAAAUCAGAUUACACAUUAGAGAACUUCCGGUUUAGAAUGAGAUUAAUUGGUUAUCUGUCAUACAUUCUUGCAAGGAAAAUCACAUUGGCAAAGCAACAUUUCGGACAGGUAUGGUACUGGAAGAUCCUUUAAAAGCCUGUCAGGUCAAGGCUAGAAAGUUUCGAGAGAAAAAGCAGAGAAGUUUCUUUGUCCUGAUCACUACUGUUAAGCCGUCAAAUGCAUCAGGGAUGAAGAAGGACAUCUUUUCGCGGAAUAUAGUUGUCAAAGUUACAUCAGGGAUGCAGUUUUGGU